This is a messenger RNA of Ornithodoros turicata, 662 nucleotides long. It is a transcript of the gene Rbp1, whose product is annotated as RNA-binding protein 1-like. Gene Ontology annotation, cellular component: nuclear speck. Bases 107 to 535 code for a protein of 142 amino acids. The transcript is spliced from 6 exons. Gene Ontology annotation, molecular function: RNA binding. The record is from RefSeq and is a predicted model, not a curated record. Gene Ontology annotation, biological process: mRNA splicing, via spliceosome. Lineage: Eukaryota; Metazoa; Arthropoda; Arachnida; Ixodida; Argasidae.
CGAUUUGCACUCGGCACCAUACGCGUCUUCGAAAGGAGAACGCAUUUCUCGCCAUUGUCCUGUCCCCGGCACCGGCGGCUUCUUUUUCUUCUGAGUGGUACACUACAUGGAGUGGAACCUGGAGUGUAAAGUAUACGUAGGUAACCUCGGUAGCGGUGCGGCCAAGCACGAAAUCGAGGCCGCCUUUACAAAAUUUGGUCCCCUCCGUAAUGUCUGGGUUGCAAGGAAUCCCCCUGGCUUUGCCUUCGUCGAGUUCGAAGACACGAGAGAUGCCGAAGAUGCAUGCCGUGCAUUGGAUGGCAGUCGAUUGUGCGGAACGAGGGUUCGUGUAGAAAUGUCGCAUGGACGGUCAAGGCGGGGUGGAGGAAGCAGACGACCUCCGCCUCCUCCACCACGCUACGGAGGCGGCUAUGGCGCUAGGAGAUCAAGGUCCCGUUCCCCACGCAGGCGCUACUCGCGUAGCCGCAGUCGCAGCCGAUCCAGGAGCCUUCGUCGUUCCACCGGAAGCCGUUCCCUGUCACGAGAGAGACGCUGAAGUGAAGGUUCCGUCGUGUUGUCCAUCAUCGUCCAGCCACAGUGGGCGCUGCUGUCAUGAUCUGUGUCCGAUCUUUUGUUUGUCCCUGCAAGGCUACUCCAUGUGUCUAAUAAAACAUUCAUCCACA